This is a messenger RNA of Hibiscus syriacus, 1175 nucleotides long. Its product is annotated as cationic peroxidase 1-like. The transcript has 3 exons. The record is from RefSeq and is a predicted model, not a curated record. Gene Ontology annotation, molecular function: peroxidase activity; heme binding. The coding region runs from base 20 to 991 and encodes 323 amino acids. NCBI's taxonomy places the organism in Eukaryota, Viridiplantae, Streptophyta, Magnoliopsida, Malvales, Malvaceae. Gene Ontology annotation, biological process: response to oxidative stress; hydrogen peroxide catabolic process.
UUUCUCCUUGAUUUCAUCCAUGGCGUCCAAAAGUUGUCCACCUUUUAAAAAGUUCAAAUUCCUCUUAGGAUUGUUUUUAUUACUUGUAAUAAAGCUGGGCUCUGCCCAGUUAUCCUCUACCUUCUAUGCAACAACCUGCCCUCAAGCACUUUCCACCAUUAAAUCAGCAGUGGACUCUGCUGUGUCCAAUGAAGCUCGCAUGGGGGCUUCUUUGCUUCGUCUUCAUUUCCACGAUUGCUUUGUCAAUGGAUGUGAUGGAUCCGUACUGUUGGACGACACUGCAAAUACGAAAGGAGAAAAAACAGCUGUUCCGAACAACUCCUCUUUGAGGGGAUUUGAAGUUAUUGAUACCAUCAAAUCUCAGAUAGAGAGCUUGUGCCCUGGUGUUGUUUCUUGUGCUGAUAUUGUUGCUGUUGCUGCUCGUGAUUCUGUUGUUGCUCUUGGAGGGCCUAGUUGGACGGUUCUUUUGGGUAGAAGAGAUUCAACUAGUGCAAGCUUGAGUGCCGCUAAUUCCAACAUCCCAGCGCCAACUUUGAAUCUUAGUGGCCUCAUCUCUGCUUUUUCAAACAAAGGUUUCACUGCUAAAGAAAUGGUGGCCCUCUCAGGAUCUCACACCAUCGGCCAAGCCAGGUGCACCACUUUCCAGACAAGAAUCUACAAUGAAACCAACAUCGACUCCUCCUUUGCAGCUUCCUUAAGAGGGAAAUGUCCGAGCACCGGCGGGGACAACAACCUUUCCCCUUUAGAUACGACAAGCCCGACGUCGUUUGACAAUGCGUAUUUCAAGAAUUUGCAGAGCCAGAAAGGGCUGUUACACUCUGAUCAGCAGCUGUUUAGUGGGGGUUCCACAGAUGCUCAGGUUAAUGCUUAUAGUUCCAACUUGAGAUCUUUUACGACGGAUUUUGCUAAUGCCAUGGUGAAGAUGGGAAACCUUAGCCCACUCACUGGAACAAGCGGCCAAAUCAGGACGAAUUGCAGGAAAACAAAUUGAAGGCUUUUUUUUUAAUAUCUUUUUCCCAUUUUGUGGUUUUCAAAAACUUUUAAAUGGAAUAAGCGCGAAAGGUUGUUGUUGUUGUUGUUAUUUCUGGUGUAAUAUUUGGAAGUUUUAUUGCAAAUCAAUGUCUAUUUCUACUUGUCAAUUUGGAGAUUAAUGUAUAAACUAAAAAAGCAACCAA